UUUGAAGUGAGUUUCCUGCCAUUCGUCAAGUCACGAAAGAUCCGAGGAAACAGGCUCCUUCAAAACACCGAAAAGAGGGUUAACACUUCCACAUUUCUAGUUUCUAAUUUCUAAGCUACUCAUACUCGUUUUCCUUGUUUAUUUCUCUCUCUUCUUUUUCCCUCCACAUCUCUAGUAAUAACACCCCUUUUCCUUCAUCAAUGGCGGAAGUUUCUUUCCUCCAUUUUCCCGAAGAAGACCACGAUUUGUUCGUUGAUAACGACUUAUUAUUAGAUGAGAUCUCCACCCUUGAUUCCUUCCCAUACUGGUCCCAAAUCGCAGAUUCCGAUUCUCUCUCUUCUCGCCGACACGACGACGAAAUAUUCGCGCCCAAUUCUUCGAUUAAUAUUACGAGACCUCCAAACGGAUCUAAUUUUGCUGCCGACACCAUUGAAGAUCGAAACAAUCAGGUAAAUUUUGUUAUGGAUUUGUUUCAUCAACGCGUUGAGCAAUCUCAGGUUGUGGGUGGUUGUGAAUUUGUGUCGGAAACUGUAAAUGAUUUGAAUUUUGGGGUAAUUGAGGAUAAUUAUGAUGUGGGUGUUAAUUCUUUGGACUUGGAUUUGCGGUUAGAGAGAUUAGGGUUAGGGUUAGGGUUAGAAGAUGAUGACAGAGAUGGGUUUCGAUGUGGUGCCUUUAUGCUUUCGGAUUACAGAGACGAGUUUUACGUUGCGAGGAGAGAAAGUGGGAAUGGAAGUAGGGAUGAGAAUGAGAUAAAUAAUGAAAUUUCGUGUAGUUCGUCUAGGGUUAGUGGUUUAAUGGUGGUUGGGAUCGAUUCGGAUGAUGAUGAUGAGGAGGAAGGGAAUGGGAUGUUUCGAUUUCAUGUGCAUUCUGAAGAGGAAGAUUUUGUAGUUGAUAAUUUGAAUGAUGAUGAUGAUGAUUUGAGCAUUCCACUGCAAUGGGAUUCUUUUCAAUUGGAGGAUGAUCUUGGCGGCGUUAAUAAUGAUUUGGAGUGGGAAGAGGUGGAUGAUAGAGUUGAUGAAAGAGAAGUAUUGAGUGUUGUUGCUGAUCAUGAUGAAGAUGGGUCGAUUUCGGUUUUGCCUAUCUCAGAGCCUGAGGAAGAAAAUGAGGUUGAGGAAAGAGGGAGAGGGUUGGGGAAUGUGGCAUGGGAGGUGCUGUUGAAUGUUAACAAUUUAGGGAGAAAUCCUGAGAUGAUGGCAAAUGAUGAUGACGAUGACGAUAUUGGGCCUUACUUUGGUGACAAUGAUGAUCUCCUUAAUGCUGCAGAGUAUGAGUUGACGUUUGGGCAGUUUGCUGAGAGUGAGAAUGCUUCCUUGAACCGCCCCCCUGCUUCGAAGGUUGUUGUUGAGAAGCUCCCUUCAGUGAUCACUACUAAAGAGGAUGUGGUGAAUGAGAAAGCACUUUGUGCUGUAUGUAAGGAUCAGAUAGAGAUUGGAGAGGAUGGAAAGCAAUUGCCUUGUUUACAUCGGUAUCAUGGUGAUUGCAUCCUCCCAUGGCUUGGGAUCCGAAACACGUGUCCUCUAUGUCGGUAUGAAUUGCCUACCGAUGACCCUGAUUACGAGCAGAGGAGGACCCGAACAGCAGCUCGUAUCCUAUGAUUUGUUCAAAAAGAAAGGAAUGCUAUAGGUUUCACACAAUGUAGAUAAAAAGCUUAUCUUGGAAGAGUGAUUUUUUUUAGGUAAGGAUAGCAAAACUCAAUCAAUAUGUAUAUUUUUUCUGUUUGAUUUGUUGUGUUUAGACUGUAGUAACUUGAUUUUUCAUGUUAAUGUGUGAAGUUUGAACCCAUUCAAACAUAUUAGGUUUGGCAAUUCCCGGUGUAAUUAUUAUCUUGAGACUUUGAUACAACCUCAUUGAGGAUUGCCAUGCCGCAGGUUUUGGUCAGAAGAUACUAACUAAAAAUUAUGUCAUCAUUUUAUUAGUAAACACAAUAAAGAUUUGGGUUUUUGUCUUUCA
Beta vulgaris subsp. vulgaris (sugar beet) is the source of this 1950-nucleotide messenger RNA. RefSeq lists its product as hypothetical. Gene Ontology annotation, cellular component: cytoplasm. Lineage: Eukaryota; Viridiplantae; Streptophyta; Magnoliopsida; Caryophyllales; Amaranthaceae. The transcript has a single exon. Gene Ontology annotation, molecular function: ubiquitin protein ligase activity. The record is from RefSeq and is a predicted model, not a curated record. Gene Ontology annotation, biological process: protein ubiquitination. The coding region runs from base 201 to 1595 and encodes 464 amino acids.